UUCCGGAUAUAUUAGUAAUUUUUGACAUAUAUUGACGGAUCUCUAGAACUCUACAUGUUGCGACCCAACAAAUGUAAUGAAAAUGAAAUAGAUGUCUAAUAAUUCUAAGAAAAAUGUCGUUUAUGCCUUUCGUGCAUUCACAUGAAUCCAUUGCAGAAGUUCUCGCUAACGUUCAGGAAGUUGUGUUGUGGUUUGGGGGUGGAACCAUUAGAGCUGAAAUUGAAAUAUAAUUUUCAGAAGCAGACUGUUUAGAACACUAUAGUUAUGUCGUUGACAGAAUUUUGCAAUCUUUUUUGGACACACGUUGUGGAUUUAUAAUUUGUAGUUUAAUCCCGUCUCACCUGGGUCACCAGUAGUCCUACAACAAUCGAUGUAUAUAUAUUUAUAUAUGCAUAAUCGAGGACCCGUGCACGAAGGACUUCCAUCCAGACCCGACGUUCUCGCCUGAUUGUGAAGGCUUUGACAGAAGCUGAGAGUGAAGGAUUCAACAUGCCCAGGUCUUUUUUGGUGAAGAGUAAGAAAGCGCACAGCUACCAUCAACCGAGGUCCAUAGAAGACGACUUCAACAGACUGGAUAAUAUUUUAGCACAUAUAUGUGCAGAAAGUAAAAUUCCAGAAGAAGCGAUUUGCUGCUCUGAGUCUCCUGGUUCAGAUUCCAAAGGCAGAUUCUCGCCAGAGUCUCACAUGGUUGAGACGGAUGACUUCUCCAAGUCACCGCUGAGCUGUGAGGGUAGUGACACCGGCAGAUCUUCAGAAUAUGGAGAUUACUGGAGACCGCCUUCUCCGUCAGCAUCGCCGGAUUCACAAAAGUCACUCUCUCCAUCUGCCGACGAGAGUCAUCCGUUCUCCAUCCCUUUCAGACCUUAUGCCUGGAGUGAUUACCCUGGAUCUGAACUGAGGCACCCAGUCCUCCAAAAACGGAGCACCGCCCUAGCACUUUAUGGCGAGAAUGGCUCCGACACUGCUCUGUUUAGCGAGCGGAGUUCAGUAAUGGGACUUUACAACAAUUAUAGCUCGGCGACCGGAAUCUUCGAACGAAAAUCGCCCACUAGACGCUAUCCGGAGCACGGCCGCCGUCUCCAGGACAAGGCGCCCGAGAUCAAGUCUGAAUCAGGCCAGCUCUACACCCGCCUUCUUCUCAACGGAUCGUACAAGUGUAUUAAAUGUAGCAAGGUUUUUUCCACUCCUCACGGGUUGGAGGUCCACGUGCGAAGGUCUCACAGUGGUACCAGACCUUUCGCCUGUGAAAUCUGUGGGAAAACAUUUGGGCACGCAGUAAGCUUGGAGCAACACAGAGCAGUCCAUUCUCAGGAGCGAAGUUUUGACUGCAAGAUAUGCAGUAAAACUUUUAAAAGAUCUUCAACUUUGUCCACUCACUUGCUAAUUCAUUCUGAUACCAGACCUUAUCCCUGUCAGUACUGUGGCAAAAGAUUUCAUCAGAAGUCAGACAUGAAGAAACACACCUUCAUUCACACAGGUGAGAAGCCUCACAAGUGCCAGGUGUGUGGGAAAGCCUUCAGCCAGAGUUCCAACCUGAUCACGCACAGCCGCAAGCACACCGGCUUCAAACCGUUUGGCUGCGACCUCUGCGGAAAGGGGUUCCAAAGAAAAGUGGACUUGAGAAGACACAAAGAAACACAGCACGGACUGAAAUAAUAAUCACAAGAAAACAAGAACUUCAAAACAGCCCAUCUGGGGAAAACAAACCCGCCACACCAAACACUAAAGUUCAUAGGAGCCGGGUGUUAUUACUCAAAUCUCCAUCUAUCCCACAAACAAAAUCCUGGUCACGCCACUGAUUUGCACAAGUUAAUCCCGAAUGUCACUGCAGGUAUUCAAACCCUCAUAUAGGCCAGUAUUAUAUUUUUUAAAAAAGCAAUAUUUUUUUUUCCUGGACUGUAGGCCAAUAAUGAUACACAAAAUAGUGAGAAAAGGCUUGUUAAAAAAGUCCAAUUACUGCUGGAGAGAAACCACAUUGUGAAGUGCACUACGUGAUAUGGCCCGAGAUUAAUUUUGCAAUAACUAUUUUUGUAUUAAAUAACAGUAUUGUGUGUCGGAGGACAUGUUAAGGCUUUUGUUAAGGUAUCACUGAUUAUAAGCACAUAUGUCCAUCAGUAUUUUUUGUCAGUGACAUACGUUCAAGGCAAAUAGCUUCGGCACUUUUUUUUUUAACUCGAGUGACUCUGUUAUGGUCACUGAACUGCAACUGUUUGACAGGGGUGAAGCUAACUUGUUCUGUGGAUCGUUUCAACAGAGAGAAUUAACUUGGAAAACCCGUGGACGACUCUGAAGGACAACCCACUGAAUACUAUUGAGUGAUAUGCCUUGUAAUUAUCCAGCUCGUCGUUAAGACGACAAAAACAAAACAUGCUUGUAAACUAUUUUAUAUCUUGGAGUUAUUUGAAAUUUGCUGUGUGAUGC
Molecule: messenger RNA, 2421 nt
Organism: Polyodon spathula (Mississippi paddlefish)
Lineage: Eukaryota; Metazoa; Chordata; Actinopteri; Acipenseriformes; Polyodontidae
Product: zinc finger protein Gfi-1-like
Exons: 7
Coding region: 490-1656 (388 amino acids)
Cellular component (GO): nucleus
Source: RefSeq, a predicted model, not a curated record